Messenger RNA from Durio zibethinus, 1834 nucleotides. Its product is annotated as lipid-binding serum glycoprotein family protein. Lineage: Eukaryota; Viridiplantae; Streptophyta; Magnoliopsida; Malvales; Malvaceae. The record is from RefSeq and is a predicted model, not a curated record. Gene Ontology annotation, molecular function: lipid binding.
CACUUCAACCAAAAAAUUUCGGCCCCGAAACAAGCCCCAAAUUCCCCCUUCAUGGCACCUCUUACUUUCCUUUUCUUCUUAAUCUCGUCUCUCUUCCUAUCUUCACAAGCUAAUCUUCAUCUUGAGCCAUCAAGAGCCCAAGAUGAAUCCUUCACGUCAAUACUUGUAUCUCAACUGGGCCUUGAUUUCAUCAAGGAUUUGCUCAUCAACAAAGCAAUCACUUCCAUCAUCCCUUUGCAACUGCCUGCCACGAUUGAAAAAUCUGCCAGGAUCCCAUUUCUGGGAAAUGUUCAUAUGCUUAUCUCCAAUGUUACUAUUUACAAAAUCGAUGUUUUGUUGUCUUAUGUUAAGCCUGGGAAUACUGGGAUUGUAAUUGUUGCUUCUGGGACUACUUGUAACUUGACCAUGAAUUGGCAUUAUUCUUAUAGUUCUUGGCUUGUUCCCAUUGAGAUUUCUGAUGGAGGAAGGGCUUCUGUUCAGGUUGAAGGCAUGGAAGUGGGGCUUACAUUAGGCUUGGAGAACCAUGAAGGAACUUUGAAGCUGUCCCUCAUGGACAGUGGUUGUUAUGUGAAAGAAAUCACCAUAACAUUGGAUGGAGGAGCUUCUUGGCUUUAUCAAGGGAUGAUUAAUGCAUUUGAGGAGCAAAUAGGAUCUGCAGUUGAAAAUGCUAUUACCAAUAAACUUAAAGAUGGAAUCUUAAAGCUUGAUUCAUUUCUCCAAUCUCUUCCAAAAGAAAUUCCUGUGGAUGAUAAUGCUUCUUUGAAUGUGUCUUUUGUGGCAAAUCCUCUAUUGAGCAAUUCUUCCAUUGAAUUUGACAUUAAUGGGUUAUUCAUAGCAACGAAAAAGGUUCCUGUUCCUAAGCACUAUCCAAAGACCCAGCAACCUUCAGUUAUCUGCAUUGACCAGUCUAAAAUGCUUGGAAUUUCAUUAGAUGGAGCUGUAUUCAACUCUGCUUCAGCGUUAUACUAUGAUGCAGAAUUUAUGGAAUGGAUUGUGGAUAAAGUGCCAGAUCAGGCUCUUUUAAAUACUGCUGAAUGGAGAUUUAUCAUUCCCCAACUGUACAAGAAAUACCCAAAUGAUGAUAUGAAUCUGAACAUUUCUCUGUCUUCUCCACCAGUCAUAAGGAUUUCUGAGCAUAAUAUUGGUGCUACCAUUUAUGCAGACGUGAUAAUGGACGUGGUUGAUGCUGGUCAAGUAAUACCCGUUGCAUGCAUUUCAUUAGAGAUCCGCGGCUCAGGUUCAGUUAAAAUCGUGGGGAAUAACCUUGGUGGCAGUGUGAAGUUGGAUGAGUUGGCAAUGUCAUUGAAGUGGAGCCAAAUUGGCAAUCUUCGAAUGUAUCUGAUACAGCCGGUGAUGUGGACACUUGUUCAAACUGUUGUGAUACCAUAUGCCAAUUCGUACCUUGGAAAGGGUUUUCCUUUGCCCAUCAUUCAUGGUUUCACCCUUGAGAAUGCGGAAAUUAUUUUCUCUAGUUCAAAAGUCACAGUGUGCAGUGAUGUGUCAUAUUCAGAAUCAGACAGUCUUAAUCAGCUCUGAAUCCAUUUCGAAUAGAUUAUCCAUUUAUUUGUUCAUAUUAUGCAACCCUGAGAUGCCCUCAAAAUGGUUACAGGGGAGGAAAGAAAUUGUCAAUUUCCCACUGUUGUAGCGUUCUACUUCGAAUGCAACUGUCCGGGAACAGAAUCCACAAAAUGUGAUAAAGCUUGUUCAAUGUACAAAGGCACAGCUCAAUAUGUAUCAGAUUUCUUUGAUAAUUUGCAGAUCAUAAGCCAACAUUGGUUAUUGUUUGUAUUAUAUGUACAUAUUAAUCAAAUGAAUUCAGGAACAUUGGCUGGUA